AUGCAAUUCCCAAAGUUGAGCCAACUUCAAUCUCGCUUUGCAGUCUCACUGGGUGGGACGAUACUUCUACUCUUGAUAUACUUGUCCCUCAGCAAACCGAGCUUUGCGUAUGCGGCCGAGUUAGAAGUAAGAACACAGUCUGGUUACGACUAUCCGAUCCUUCUCGACGAUCUCUGGACCAACGAAGAAUAUUCCGAACCGGGUGAAGGUGACGAGCAAGAUGUUGAGAUAUGGAUCAAGAGAGCACCGGAAGGUGUUAGUUCCUUGCCGAACAAUGCACCGCAAAAUAUGAACAUUGAAUCUGGUGUAACGCAGAACUGGGUGUUUGCAAAGGAAGACAUAGAAGGACCUCAUGGUGUCAAAGGUGUAGGAUUACCCUCUGAUGUUACGGUGACUGGCAACAUGAGUGAUGAUGGAGUGCGAAUGGAGUUAAAGAGACAGUCCUCGACCUCAAUAUGGAUUACAGUCAAUACAUGUCUUCAGCCUGCAUUGGAGGACACCAAUGCUAUUCCGCAGCAACUCCAGCUCUAUUACUCAACCUCGCCUGACAUUGACAAGCCAGGUACAGGGACUGGUGGCAUUCAGGUAGAGUUCGAAGGUGGGUAUGGUAUUAUUGAGCUUGAAGUUGACAACGAUGUGUACGUGGGGAUAUCUGCACCCAAUACCUCAGACUUUUCAGGACUCUGGAACUACGAGAUUGCGGCCAGCAAUGACGCGCCUUACCAUUACUGGUCGAAUGAAACAGACCUGCUCUUCGUGGAUGGGGACAAUCAUGCUGCGCUUCUUGUGACACCAGACUUGGACAAUGCAUCGUCUAAUGUGUUCCAGGAUUGGAUGUCUCUGAGCCCUGCUCCAUACGGCAUGUUCGCCCACGACCAGAAAAAUCUCUCCAUCAAAGGCGUGUCGCGAUCUUAUUGCGGCCUUCUACAUAAUGCUAAGCUUACGGCCAAUAUUCCGGAAAUUUUAAACAACAAUGUUGGCACAAUGACGAGCCGCGGUAUAGGUGGUGCGCCGAAAGAGCAGUUCUAUAUCUCUGCCCUGAACGCAAGCAGCAGUUACUACGGCUGGCUUGCAAUGUCAGGCAAUUCCACGGCGCAUGGUGCAGGGGUUAUAGGUGGUGGUGGUAGAGUAUGGUCGAAUGUGACCUUUCGCACCAAAGCCUCUGAUAAUUGUGCCUUGAUGUACAACCUCACUUUCUGCUCCGAAGUGGCUUACGCUGUACCAUCCAAUCCGGAACGAUAUAGUCCUCUCGAUGGCUUGCCAGAUCUUGCAGCAGUAUAUGACAGCUAUGCUUCGCAGAUGUAUCAGUACUUUAACUACAGUCUCCAGCAAAUACCUUGCAAUACCACUGCCUCGGCACAAUACUCUUUAGCUCGAAACUGCGACCAUUGUGCUAGUGCGUAUAAGCAGUGGCUUUGCGCUGUGACUAUCCCUCGCUGUGAGGAUUGGGACAACAACGAAGAUUAUCUCCAGCCACGAAACGUUGCAGCUAAUUUCACGAAUGGCACAAUACCAGCAUGGGUUCUGAAUCCAAGUUCGCAGGACCAAAUUCUCCUAAAUUCUGUUCAGUCAAACAGCAGCCGCAAUGCCCAGAUUAUCGACAGUGUCAUCGAGCCUGGACCAUACAAAGAAGUCCUUCCAUGUAUUGAUCUGUGUUACGACCUUGUACAAUCUUGUCCCGCUGCACUUGGCUUCGGAUGUCCACAAGGUAAAUACCAGAACCAGUCCUACCAGGUCCGCGAUCCAGACUCUGGAGUACUCAGAUGCAGCUACCUGGGCGCUGCAUAUUAUCUCAACGACGGACAUAAAGCUAAAGACUCCAUGAUGGGCAAUAGGAUGGGUUGGAUGAGUUUACUUAUCACAGUGUUGGUCUUAGUGUUCUAG
Messenger RNA from Lithohypha guttulata, 1884 nucleotides. RefSeq lists its product as uncharacterized. The coding region runs from base 1 to 1884 and encodes 627 amino acids. NCBI's taxonomy places the organism in Eukaryota, Fungi, Ascomycota, Eurotiomycetes, Chaetothyriales, Trichomeriaceae. The transcript has a single exon. The record is from RefSeq and is a predicted model, not a curated record. Gene Ontology annotation, molecular function: calcium channel activity. Gene Ontology annotation, biological process: calcium ion import across plasma membrane.